Messenger RNA from Stylonychia lemnae, 432 nucleotides. Lineage: Eukaryota; Ciliophora; Spirotrichea; Sporadotrichida; Oxytrichidae. The record is from the annotation of a GenBank genome assembly.
AUGAAAAAGUAUUUACACAGUAGUGGAACUAAUAAUUUGUAAUCUAUCUUGAUCCUGAGUGUUCUCUGCCUAACCUUAGCUAGCUCAUAUCCACUCUAAGUAUAAGACAAUUAGCAAUACAAAGAAACUAUUAUGAAUCUUUACGAUCGACUUGAUUAGCGAGAGAUCCUUUCUAACCCAGGUAUAAGAUUUAUGCAGGGAUUUUCUCAAGGAGCAUUCAAAAUGUAAUUCAGAAGAUCAUCUGACUGCAUGAGUGAUGGCCUUUAACUCACUUUGGGUAUGGUUAACAUCAUGUUUAAAGCUACUAUUUCAUCUUCUCCAGAUGACGAGGAGAAUAUGGGAGAUAUCGUAAGGGAAAAAAUCAUCAUUAAAGAUUAUCUCUAUUCCUUCCUACAUUCUUAACAUCCUAGAUUGGCUUUAACUACUUUCUGA